GUUUUGUUGACAAAUGCUUUGACAAAAGCCGACAAAAAUCCAAAAGUAAAUCGGAAGCGAAACCUUUAGAAACCACUAUUUCUUUUUUAUUUUUAUUUAUAAAUAAUCCUGGACUGUUUAGUUUCUUAUGUACUUUUUACCAAUCCCUGUAACAGUGAUUUAUUCGUCGAGUUAUAUAUCGUGGUAAUGGUUCUGUGGAUUACACUUUCCAUGAAUAAUCAAUAUGGGUGAUUUAAAUUCAUCAGAUUGUUCUUGGAAGAAAAUGGUGAUUGCAAAAGCAAAUCAUGAAUGGAUUUCUAAACUAAAAUGUGAAAAUCGUGAAACAUUGGUUGUUGUGGAGGAUGAUGACGAGGAUGAAGUAGUAAACACCAACAAUUUCAGCAUACCUGAGGAUAGCUCUAUGAGCAAUGGUCUCAAAACUGAAAAUGUAGACGUAGACGCCGUCCAAAGCGGACAAAUACAAGGUGAACCAGAGAUAUUCACUCAAAAUUUAGACCCCCUAUUAAUAACAGCACCUAAGCAACGACGUCGUUCUGUUGUAAGGAGUCCCAAAAACGAGACGCCAGAAGAAAGAGCAGCCAGAUUAGCAAAAAUGUCUGCAUAUGCUGCUCAAAGACUUGCAAAUGAAUCUCCUGAGCAGCGAGCAGUAAGGUUGAAGAGGAUGUCUGAUUAUGCUGCAAGACGUUUAGCACAAGAGACAAGUGAACAAAGAGAAUUAAGGCUGGCUAGGAUGUCUGCAUAUGCAGCAAAGAGGCUCGCUCAGGAAACACCGGAGCAGAGACGCACUCGGCUUACACGCAUGUCAGCUUAUGCGGCCAGGAGACAAGCUAUGAGGAAAAUUAUGGACACCGCAGCAAAGACCAAGAAAAGUUUAUCUGAAAAUUAAGUUUAUCAUAUAAAGUUUGUACUAACAUAUUGUUUGCAUGCAUUUUAUUGUCAGGAACACAAUGCCUGCUAAAAUAAUAAUUUUCUCUGGUGUUUUAUACAAAGUGAAACUGCACACGUCUGUAAGUAAGGUUGGGAGUAUGGGAGGUGUAAUUACUUGUUUUUGUAAGUAUGAAAGUGUGCACCCACUCCAUGUGGACCACAGCUAUCUUUUUCUCAUACAAAUUUCACCUUCAUGCUCCCCGUUUUUUGUGCUUGUAGUAAAAAAUAUUUAUUUAUAUUAUGUUUGCAGAGUAUGAAUUCGGCAAAAAUAUUUUUUGCUACUAAAACUUUUUGUGGUUUGUUUAGAUAAAUUUUACCACCAGGAAAUGUGAUUAACUCCGUAUUGCUGUCACAAAUUGACAACAUUUCAAAUAAUUUUUUUUAAAAUUUAUUAUGUAAUUUUAACCAUAGUUUAAAGACUCCCAUUUUUACUUUUUGAUUUGAGGACCUAUUAAUAAAUUUUUGUUUUUGCUUUUUGUGAUGUUUAAAUACAAUACUUAAAAAAUAUGUAUUGUAACUAACUUCUCUUCAUCAUAGAGAUGAAAUCACAGCCUUGAUAUUGAUUUUAUUAAUUUACUCAAAAAUUAAUUCACAAAAAUGUUUUUUUGGUGGUCUGUAAAAAUAUGAAAUGUUGUCUAGUGAGACAGUAUAAUAAUUAGUCACAUGUCUCCCAAUGUUUUGCACUCAAUCAUCACAAAUUGAAUAUCACAAUAUUAGUAGUCACUAUUCAAUCAACUCAUAAGAAAAUCAAUAUAAAACCAUGAGAAAUAAAAUAUAUUUUAAUUAUAUUGUUAAAUGUACAUGGAAAUAAAAUACAUUUAUACCUAAUUACAAAUUGAAACAACCAAGUUAUGCACAAGCGACAUAUUAUCAAGUUACCCCACACAGACAACUUUUGAUAACAGUUUAUAGUUUGUCAGGGACUGGUACCACAGAGUGCAAUAAAAUAAAAUUAAUUGUAAGCACAAAACGCCAGGGCAAGGAUAAUUUUCGCACUGGAUGUAUCCAAUGUUAGCAAGCCCAGCCCAAUUAAAUAGAUUUUCAAUGUCUCAUGAAGUAAUUUGAUAAGAUGUUGUCAACAUUUGGCAGAUGAGAUUCAGCUAGUCGAGGAAUGUUAUCUCAGUCCGAACCUACUUUUACAAUAAAGUAACCCUACACCUAAUAGAAAUAAGAACAUUAUUAUAUUUUUAACAAAUAUAGACAAACAAAAAAAUUUUUGUUUAUUUAAUGUUUUCCUUAACUUAGAUCAUAAUUUUUCCAGUGUCCUUAUUUUAAUAGCAGCAAAUAAAUUGCACAACAUUAUAACAUUAUCAUUAUCACAAUAAUACUUAUUUAUCAUACACACUUAUUUUUUUAAAAUGUCAAAAUAAUAUAGUUUAUACAUGAAACAAAAGUAUCAUAGUCACACUUAAAAAUAUGACUGAAUUUUUUAUACAAAUUGUAUAAAUUUAA
Amyelois transitella is the source of this 2379-nucleotide messenger RNA. RefSeq lists its product as uncharacterized. The transcript has a single exon. The coding region runs from base 224 to 886 and encodes 220 amino acids. The record is from RefSeq and is a predicted model, not a curated record. NCBI's taxonomy places the organism in Eukaryota, Metazoa, Arthropoda, Insecta, Lepidoptera, Pyralidae.